AUGUUCUAUUAUUCAUAGUCACUAAUUUUAUCUGAGCUUGCUUCAAAUGAAAAUGGUUAGGAAUAAGAUCACUUAGAUUCCGAAGGUUAAGAUGAUUUUGAAAAUACUAGCAUUAUAUUUGAAUUAUCUCAAAGCUAUAUUCAAAACGAUAACAAUAACAAUAAUUAACAUGAUCAAAAUAAUAUUGCAAAUAAUUAACAAAUUUAAGACUAUUUUCCUUAAGCAGGAAAUGGAAAUUAAGAAAAUAACUUAAACGCCAACAAUCAAAACUAGUUAGAUAAUUUUUAAGAUGUUUUAAACUAGCAAAAUCAUCAUAUAAACUAAUAAAAUAUUGCAAAUUUAAAUAAUUUAGGAUUAUUUUAUUUAGUAGUAAAUAGAUGGCUGUCUAAUUUGGCAGAUCCUGUUUUGCUUACCCUUUUCUUUCUUUCUGGAUUUGUAAAUUCUCAAUCAAUAAGUGGAGAUUGGUCAGAUUUUCUAAAAUAUUGUAAUUUUGUUGUUGGAGCUUUCUGUGUGAUUACUAAUUUGGUAAAUGUUUUAAGAUUGAUAAAAGGAAAAAGAGAAUAGAUUCUCUUACCUCUUCCUUAAAAUCCACCUUAGGAAGAAGUUAGGAAUGCAUAUUCGCAAGAGAAACUGCAAUAAAACUUAAACAACAUUUACUUCUUUUGUUUAAUUGCUAUAUCAUCCAUUUAAAUUAUAUCGAUGAUAUAAAAUAACAAAUACGAAGAUAAUAUUUACUAGAGAUAUUUGCUUCUUGUUUUUAUUUAUUUAAGAGUGGUAAUGUUUUUGAUAUUUUACUUAAACAAGCACCCAAAAACAAUUAAAAAACUUCUGAUGUAUUGUGUAACCUCUUGGCCUGUCUACAGAAAAGAGUUUGAUGAAUAUUUACAUUAUAAUUUUGAUUUUGCAAUUCAAAUACAGACAACUUUUGCUAAAGACCCUGUUCAGAAUUACUUGAAGUUUAUGAUUUAUAUUUAUGAAUUUAUUCUUGUACUUCAGAUUAUUGCAUUUGGCAGCUCUUGGCAAAAUCAUUAGUUAAUAUUCAUCAAUAAAGAAUUCCUCAAUAAUAGAACAACAAUAAUCUAAACAUAGAAAUUCCAUAAGUAAACCAAUAGGUGA
Messenger RNA from Tetrahymena thermophila SB210, 1116 nucleotides. Its product is annotated as transmembrane protein, putative. The record is from RefSeq and is a predicted model, not a curated record. The transcript is spliced from 2 exons. Lineage: Eukaryota; Ciliophora; Oligohymenophorea; Hymenostomatida; Tetrahymenidae.